Messenger RNA from Cucumis melo (muskmelon), 849 nucleotides. RefSeq lists its product as uncharacterized. The transcript is spliced from 3 exons. The coding region runs from base 13 to 573 and encodes 186 amino acids. NCBI's taxonomy places the organism in Eukaryota, Viridiplantae, Streptophyta, Magnoliopsida, Cucurbitales, Cucurbitaceae. The record is from RefSeq and is a predicted model, not a curated record.
GUUGAGUCUCAGAUGCUCAGCACCUUUAAAGGGUUUUGGGGCGACUAUCACAAGCACUUCAAAAAGUACAACGACCCCGAGGAGGCUCGUGUCAACCCACCAAACCUAUUUAUGGGACGUAAUAAGGAUUGGCACUUUCUCUGUGACCAUUACAUGAGUUGUGCAUUCCAGGAGCAAUCACGGAUGAACAAGGCUGCUAGACAGAAGCAACCUUACAAUCAUCACAACAGAUCAAAGUUGUUUCUUCAACGACAGCACGAGCUCACUGAGCAAAGAAGGGAGUCGGUCGACUAUUUGGAGUUGUUCCGGGAAACACACGUUCGAUCUGAGAUGUUCGUGUUGCAGGCCGCAGAGAAUGCGCAUAUAAAACAAAUGCUGGAACUCCAGUCCCAGCCUAUCCUAGAGGGUAGUCAGCCACUCUCUGAGGAUGAGAUAUGUGAUCAGGUGUUGGGUAGACGACUAGGCUACUCAAAAGGCCUUAAUUGGGGACCUAAGUCGAAAGCUCGCAAGAUGACAAGUGCGAGCAGUUCCCCGACGUCAUGUUCGCAGUCCACAGAAAGAGAGAUUCAAUGACAAGAUAAGCUUGAUUAAGCUUUGGAACGGAUUGAACGAAUUGAAGAGCGGACAAGAAAUAACCAAGCGUUAGCUUCAAAAGUGAAACAAAUGCGGAAGCUCAUAUAAAACAUGACUCGGGCACAGCAAGGACUACCACAUGAUCCUUAGCUUUGCGGUAUGCAUAUAUGUUUCCAUUAUUCUUAAGUUUUUUAAAUGACAAUGAUGAUAUGGAUAUAUAUGUACUAAACUUAGCCACUUUUGUAUCAUUGUACGACCCAUGGUGUAGAAUGGCGU